AUGGCAGACCAAACACUGAGGAGAGCCAUGAUGGAGAAAUUUGAGAGCCUGCCACUGCAGCAUUUCUUCACCCAUCACAAGGAACAAAGAAGCCAAAAUUUAGUAUUGGAGUGUGACAAUAACUGCAAUAAACAUGGUUAACCUGUGCUGCCUCCCCUCCAGAGCUGAAGUGGAUGCAGGUUGGCCUGGAUUCCUCAGAAGUCAGAUUUCCCCAUUCUCAAACCACCCACCAGCUCUGGGCUUCCCGAGCUCCUGAUGGGGAACUGCACAAGAAAGAAGCUAGUCCAGACUGGUGUCUGGACCAAUUCCUGUGAAAGCCCAACAGUUUCUGCUUUUGCUCCCUGUCAGCUGAGACACCCAGCUAAAAACUCAUGCUCUCCCUUCCAGCCAGGGACAUCUUCCCCAAAAUGCUGUAGAAUCCUGGACUGUAAAGGGGGUCAAUAUCUGUAAGGCUUUGGCCAACUGCUGAGAGACAGAACAGCCAGGGACAACGCUGUGUAAACUGCUUAGGGUGAUCUUAAGCACUGCUUAAUAUAGAUUGUUGUGUGAGCUGUGCCA
Pseudopipra pipra is the source of this 558-nucleotide messenger RNA. It is a transcript of the gene CFAP107, whose product is annotated as cilia and flagella associated protein 107. The record is from RefSeq and is a predicted model, not a curated record. Lineage: Eukaryota; Metazoa; Chordata; Aves; Passeriformes; Pipridae.